This is a messenger RNA of Culicoides brevitarsis, 3074 nucleotides long. It is a transcript of the gene IntS8, whose product is annotated as integrator complex subunit 8. The record is from RefSeq and is a predicted model, not a curated record. The transcript is spliced from 3 exons. Gene Ontology annotation, biological process: snRNA 3'-end processing. Gene Ontology annotation, cellular component: integrator complex. The coding region runs from base 45 to 3044 and encodes 999 amino acids. NCBI's taxonomy places the organism in Eukaryota, Metazoa, Arthropoda, Insecta, Diptera, Ceratopogonidae.
UUAAAAGUUUUUUACAUAGAAAUAAUUAAAAAUCAAUUAAAACAAUGAUGGAAGUUGACGUUUUGAAGCCCGGGACAGCUCCUUUACCUGAAGAAACAGUUCUUUGGUUCGAAUUUCUGCUCAAACCGAGUUUAUUGGAUUUGCAUUUGAAGAAAUUGAAGCCGGAUCCAUCUCCCAUUGAUUUAAUUCAACUUUUUCUCUCGGUGACGGAAGUAUCUCCCACGGAGCCCAGCUCUCCCGACUCGGAAGCGAGUAAAAAAGAAGGUUUACAAGCAAAAAUCGGUCGCAAAAACCUGGCAUUAAAAAUUCUCGCAUUAAAAGUCGCCGCACAUUUGCAUUUCAACCUCGACAUUAUCGAGAAAAAUCUUCCGCUGUCGAAACAAGUUCAAUUGUUAAGCGAUUUGUGCACUGUGACAUCUGGCAAAGUUCAAAACUUACCGAUAUCACUCGUGAACGAUUGCGUUAUUGGUCCCGAUGGUUCAAAGCAAUCACUGACAUUCGCCUUGACUUUAUAUCAUCGUUUUAUCUUGCGAGCUCAAGUAAGGCGGGGAUGCCAGACAAAAAGUAACAAAGUUGUGAUGAUCCCGCCCGGGCCAGAUCCCAAUUUGAUUCCUACUCGUGAUGAUUACUUCAUUUCGUCGAUGGAGGCACUCACGCAGAACAGCAUAGACUUUUUAACGCAAAUUAUGGAAGAUAAAGAGGCGUUUAAACUCUUGACUUAUGAUUGUUUUGUGGCGUUAGAUGCAAAUAGUGACAAUGUGCUGCAGAAAUUCGAUGCUGCGGAGCCAAUUUCGAAAAUUGAGGUACAAACCCAGAUUUAUUUCGACUUGUGCAUCUACUUUUUGUUCAUCAAGAGUUACGGGAAGGCUCGUGAGAAUGUUUUGAAGUGUCGUGACAGCUUGCGGAUGUUAAAGCAUGAGUACGCGAUGAAAGGCAAGAAGGAUUUUUUGUAUUGCACCGUCGAUGAAGAAGAGUUGGAAGCAUAUUUACUCGCUUGUGGCGUCUUUGAGGAAGACCAAAGCCUGUUACUGAAGAUGAACAAGUCAAUAAUGGCCAAAUACGAAGGAAUUGUCGACGUUUUGAAGGAAGACAACUUAAAAUGUGAAAUUCCGAUCGUGCAACGAAAAAUUUUAGAACUCGAUGUUGAAGGAUCUCUCUCCACGGGACAACUUCCGAGCAAUGGGCGUGAAACAUAUCACACUGUAAUCGCCUUAAAUACCAUCCGAUACAUCGUCGAUGACACUGACAUGAUGGCUUUUGACCUUUUUAUCGAGAAAUACAAACGAAAUGAUGACGUCCUCGAAAAAUUUUUCGCCACAAUUAACGACACCUACAACAGUUUCGACACAAAAUCUCGUGUCAAGAUAAAACAAUACGUUUUGCGGCUCGUUUCAAUUUUGUCAGAUUUACAAUUGAACACACUUUUGAAGCCAUCCACGGUUUUAUCGCAGCAAGAAAUCAGCGAUUUGCGACGUCAAAAGUCCGAAGACGCAAUUACCAUCACAGGAAUCGCUCAAAACACAAAUUGGUCGUUUACGGAGGGCAAAACGAUGAGUCGCUUGGAGAUCGCGCACAUCGAACGUCAAUUAAUCAACUGUACAAAUCCGAAAACGUCACGUACGCUGUUAGUCCGUUUGGCGAGCAUGAACCCAAGUAAGCUUCUAUGGAGCAUAAACCCAAGUUGGGUGAUUCCGGAUCCAAUUCGCGCUUUAAUCCUGUCAUUACCACGCGGAUUCUUGCAAGAUUUUUCCUACGUGCUUACGGGAAAAGCCAAAGAACUCGUGGGAAAAAGUGAUUUUUCAACAGCAAUCACGAUGCUCAAUGCGGUAAAAGCUGAAACGCAACGUGCUGACUUCGCAUCGAACCCAAAUGUCGUCAAACUGGGGAAAUUAAUUCAAUACGAAAUUUAUUUCAUCCAAAUUCAGCAAUGUUCGGAAGAAUGGCCUCGUAAACCAGCCGGUAUUGUUGCCAGUGCGAAGCAACUUCUCGCAACACUCACAAAUAACGAAAGUGUCAUCCCGCGUUUGGAGAUUUUGGAGGCAGCGGCGACGAUGUUACUCAAUCUCUGUGAAUGGCAAAGCGUAAUAACGACGGAAAAGCGUUCGGCGUACUUGGAUUUGUGUUCGGCUUUUGCUACGGCCAUCAUUGACAUCGACAAAAUGAAGGGACAAGUCCAGAAAAAGGUGAAUAAGGAACCGUGGGACAUGAUUUUGCCGGUUUUUCUGAAUCAACCGAAUAAUGCGGCAAGUACGAAGCGACAAACGGGACGCGAUUCGAGAGAUUCGCCUUCGUUGCAGCAGAAUUUGAAUUUAAAUGCGUUUUUGAAACGAUUGCGAGAUCCUUUUAUUAUUUCGAUUUUGUUGUCGUUGCUGUCUCGUCUUCACAAUGCCUUGAAAGAUGAUGGAAAUUUCGAAAUUUAUGCCGAGUACAUGUUAUUAUGGCCUGCAACGGUUAGCAAUGCCAAUGGAUACAACAUCAAAGCCGUUUCCGAGACAAUCAACACUUUACUCAAACAAGCAUUCCGUUAUUACCCAACCAACAUCUCGUGGCUCAAGUUAAAGGGCGAUUUAGAGUUUGUCAACGGCAGUCACGAAUCAGCGAUGAAAUAUUACGUCACUGUAUUGAUCACCGCCAGCGAAUAUUGCAAUUUUACGCAUGCCAGACCGAAUUUCGAUGAGCACAUCAUUCGUCGCAUGAUCAAGUGCACCACAAAUUUGGGUUCGUACAUGCAAGCUGCCAUUCUUUGUCAAUUUCUGGAAGAAACAGACUACGGACUUGCCUUCAAAAGUAUCACGGAAAAGACUUAUAGCUUCUCGGAUGCCAUGGAUGCCUAUUACGGAUGCAUUUGGGACGUAACGUUGCUCGAAUUCAUCAUUAACAUGCACAACAAGAAGGGAGAACACAAGAGAAAGUUGCAGGCAAUCUCGUAUAUGGGCUUAUUGGAGCUGAAUGCGAAUAAUAAUGACGAAAUUAGCAGACAAGCAGCUACUGCGAGGAAAAUUAAGUUCUUAAGAUCGUUAGCUAAGCAGUACAUGUUGACUUAAGAUUUUUUUUCUUCGAAUUUUUAAUAAAAA